AUGAAGAUAAUCUUCCUGCUGUCGAUAUGGGGCUUCUUCACAGUUAUCCUUUUUCGAUGGGCACCCAAGGAGCUUGAUACCUCAGUGGUGACCGUGAUGCCAAAAGAGAUCUUGGAGCAGUACAUGGUCGAAAGUAACGAUGCCGUCAAGAUCACUCUGCAGGGAGCCAUCGAUGAGGGGAAGAGUAGGGAGAAUGUGCCAACGAUUGACGUCCGUGUGGAGUGGCGGGACUCGAGCACGAACCAGACCAUUCACAGCUCGGACAUAUGGAAUGUGUAUCUGCUGAAAGAUCCAGAUGGGUAUGGCGAGUCCUCCAAAAUCUUCAGGAUGUCGGACAAAGAUCGGAAUGAAGUCGAUUUGGUGGUGUUCUUGGAAAGCAAAAGCGAUAGCCCGAUUUCCCUGGUCAUGGUAACCGAUUUCAAGCCCAUUGUUACCAGCUAUGCUCUCCUUUAUGCCGCCCUUUUGCUUGUGGGCUUUUAUGUCCUUAUCGCCCUGGAGCUAACUGAUCACACAUUCGCCGCCCUUCUGAUGGCAAACACUGGGCUCGCGAUAAUUACGGCGUUGGGAAAUCGGCCAUCUCUGUCCACGAUCAUGUCGUGGGUGGACAUCGAGACCCUGACCCUGCUGAUCGGCAUGAUGAUAAUUGUGGGCAUAAUGUCCGAGACGGGGGUCUUCGACUGGCUGGCCAUACUGGCCUACCGCAUUUCGAAGGGGCAUUCGUGGCCGCUGGUCUACCUUCUGGGUAUAAUCACGGCCAUUAUGUCCUGUAUCCUGGACAAUGUGACAAUGCUGCUUCUGAUGGGCCCCAUCGCAAUCCGACUGUGCGAGGCGGUUAAGGUUCAGACACCACUGGUCCUGCUCGUGGUAGUAAUGUACUCGAAUCUCGGUGGAGCUUUGACUCCGGUCGGAGAUCCGCCAAAUGUGAUUAUAUCCACCAACGAGGAGGUAGUGAAGUCCGGCAUCAACUUUCCCGUCUUUGUGAUGCACAUGUUGCCAGGUGUGAUAUGCUCGAUGUUAGUAGCCGCUCCCUUCUUCUAUCUGACCAUGCGAAAUAAGAUGUUCAGGCUGACUCACGAGCAGAUUCGGGCUUCGGCCUACCGGGAGGCGAGUCGCCGCCGGCUGACCGCUGAGGUAGCGGAGCGAGCAACUAUGAUACGGAAUAGUUACAUGCCGAGGAAGGCGCGCAUCAGGCCGGCGGGGAAUUACUUUGAGACUCUGGCGUUUUUGGAAACCCAUUACGGCAUCCAAGAUACGCCGCUACUGGUGAAGUGCCUGAUUGUGUUGACCAUAACAGUGUUGGGAUUCCUGUUGCAUCCCCUGCCCUUCAUGUCGGGCGGUACACUUGGCUGGGUGUCCAUCCUGGGCGCCAUUCUGCUGAUCAUCCUGGCCAGAAGGAAGGACAUCAGGUCGGUGCUCAUUCACGUUGAGUGGGCUGCUUUGAUCUUUCUAGCCGCCCUAUUCAUUCUCGUCGAGAUUGUGGACCGGCUGGGCCUAAUUCAUUGGUUGAGCGACCAGACGGUAUCAGUGAUUGUCAGCGUGAACGAGCGCCAUCAUACGUUGGUGGCCAUUAUCCUUAUCCUUUGGAUAACGGCCAUUCUGGCUUCCAUUGUGGGUAAUGUACCGGUGACCACGAUGAUGCUCAAGCUGAUCCUCGAUUUGGCGAAUAACAAGAAGAUCAAAGUCUCGCUCUCACCACUCGUCUGGUCAUUGACCUACGGAGCCUGCUACGGUGCAAAUGGAACCCUUUUCGGCUCGACUGCCAAUAUAGUUGGAGCAGCCAUUGCCAGGCAAUAUGGCUAUCGUCUCACCUUUCUGCAGUUCUCCCGUUACGGCCUUCCGUUGACGAUCAUCACACUUUUGAUCGUCACGGCCUACCUGUUGAUCGCACAUGUGGUCUUCAGUUGGCACAAAUCAUAG
Drosophila serrata is the source of this 1917-nucleotide messenger RNA. RefSeq names its product P protein. Gene Ontology annotation, biological process: transmembrane transport. The record is from RefSeq and is a predicted model, not a curated record. Gene Ontology annotation, cellular component: membrane. Lineage: Eukaryota; Metazoa; Arthropoda; Insecta; Diptera; Drosophilidae.